Notodromas monacha is the source of this 1715-nucleotide messenger RNA. The record is from the annotation of a GenBank genome assembly. Lineage: Eukaryota; Metazoa; Arthropoda; Ostracoda; Podocopida; Cyprididae.
CCCUGGAAAAUGCGAACAGGUGAAAACAUGCUUAUUCUCACAAUAUUUUCCCCUCGUGGCCUUGUUUCGCUUUCAUUAAUCUGAGGAUGAAUUUUUCCCUCUAGAAAUCAUUCCGUGGAUUGUGCUGGGAGAAUGGUGGGCACGGGAAAAAGGUGCGGUAGCUGUGAAGGAGGGGGCGACUGUCCCCGGAAGAUCGUACGAUCAGGUGGAAUACAGUUCGAGAAACCCGAAGAAACUGGAUGCGAUGGAGACUGUGCAACCAAGGAGCAAAUGGAAAUCCGUGAGCUGAUGACAGAACUGAGCGAUUAUCGGCGAUUCUGUGCCUACCAGACCCAGCGUUUGACCCGUUCAGUGUACUUCAUAACCGAAAUUUUGCAAGCAACUGCUCGGAAAGAGGCUAAGGAAGCCCGAGCUAAACAUGCGCUUGAUUGUCAACGUCUGGGUAACCCACUGUUGGACAAAAAUGUCUCGGAUUGUCCCGCGUUGUGCGAUUUGAAGGAGAAACACGUGCGUUUGACAGCUACCAUGAUGAGUCUGGAGGAGCGAAACAAGCGUUUGCUGGCAUUUUGCAAUAAUUCGCGGGACGAGGGAAAUGAGAGUUCGUUUGACGAUUCGGAACGAGACUCAGCGGAGAAUCUUGAGAAAACUAGGCUGCAAAUGGCGAAAUGCGAGCGAGAAGCGGAAGCCCUGUGUCAGGCGAUGCGAAAGGUGGAACAAGAGCGUUACUUGCACUACCGGGAAUCCCGGAGGAUCAGUUUUGAAGAUAGGUCUAAAUUCCGGAAUAACCCAGUGUUUUGCGACCGUUUCCUCUUGCUUUCUCUGCUCGGGAAAGGAGGAUACUCUGAAGUGUUCCAGGCUUUUGACUUGAAGGAGCUGAAAUAUGUUGCAUUCAAGAUUCAAGAACUGGAAGCUGUUGAAGAAGCUCACAAGGAGGACCAGCAAAGGAGAAUCAAGCGUGAAUGCAACAUUCACAAAAUACUGGACCAUAGGCACAUUGUGAAACAGUUUGACAAUUUUUGGGUCAAUGAAGACCUGUGCUGCACAGUGAUGGAGUAUUGCACCGGGCGAGACCUCGAUUUCUACAUAAAACAAAAUGGCCGGAUCCCUGAAUCAGAAGCCAGGAUGCUGGUCAUGCAAAUGGCAUCUGCUCUGAAGUACCUGAAUGAAAUCAAACCAUCAGUGAUUCACUAUGACUUGAAGCCAGCGAAUGUCCUUCUGAAUGGCGACGGAAUUUUGGACAAUGUGAAAAUCGCAGAUUUUGGCGUGAGCAAAAUCGUGGAUGAACAAAACUAUGAUCCCAUCCGAGGAAUGGAUCUCACUUCUCAAGGAGCCGGAACUUACUGGUACCUGCCACCGGAAACAUUUGUUUCCGAGGACCCGAAAAUAUCUUCAAAAGUGGAUGUGUGGAGUCUAGGCGUCAUCUUUUACCAGUGUUUAUACGGAAAGAAGCCUUUUGCUCAGGAUCAGGAUCAAACUACUAUCAUGAAGGAAAAGACUAUUUUAAAGGCUGGUGCUGUGGAGUUUCCUGAGGAUCCUGUGAUUUCUGCUGCAGCCAAGGGAUUCCUGAAAGCGUGUCUGCAACCCAACCCGGAAAAUCGUCUGGACGUGUUUCAAAUGGCAAAUCAUCCCUAUUUGCAACAAACAUUGAAUACAACAAUAUUGCAAAAUCUGGAGAGCAAUGACUGUGUUGUAUAAAUGACCUGUGAUGAAGUGCA